ACCGGUGCGCUGCUCGGUGGAGAAGCUGCUCACGCCCACAGCAGACACAGAUGAAACACAACGACAGGUUAGAGCAGAGCGUGCUUUCUGAGCAUAAUGAUGAGUUCCUUCUUGUUUUUUAAUAAAAAAAGAAUACUAGUCUGAAAUAGCAAGGUCUGAGUCACUGCGAGGUGAAUAGCUAAAUGUAGUGAGAUACGUUUUUUGUUUUUUUUUUGGUGUUUUUGUGAAGACGAGCUUCUUUACAUUAUCAGGUAAAGUUUUUUGUUUGUUUUUUAAAGUGCCACAUUUGAAACGUAAUUUUAUGAAAUCAGGACAAAACAAACAUUUCUCUAUUGAAUCAUCACAUCAGGUUUCAGUGACAGUAUAGGCACCUCGCGAUGUUUUCCACGACUCUCCUUCUCACAGCGUUGUGCGUUUUUACGCACUGGGGCACUUUUACGCACGGGUGCCAGCUCCCCUCCGAGUGGCGGCCGCUGAGCGAGGGUUGCCGAGCGGAGCUGGCGGAGAUUAUUGUGUACGCUCGGGUUCUGGCGAUACACCGGGAGCCUCUGAGUGGAGGGGCGGGAAGCCUGUACAACUCGCUGUCCGGGUUUGGGUAUGGAUACGAGGGCGCAGAAGAAGGGCUGCUGUACUCGGCCGAGGUGGAGCUGCUGUGCGACCAGGCUUGGGGCAGCAUGCUGGAGGUUCCAACCGGAUCAAGACUCAACCUGACAGGUCUUGGGUACCUGUCCUGCCAGUCUUACACGGUGAUGGAGAACUACUCCUACUUCUUCUUCCUCAGGAUGGACGAGAACUACAACAUCCUCCCACACGGCAUCAACUUCCAGGACGCCAUCUUCCCUGACACGGCCGAGCACAGGAGCAUGUUCUCCAACCUCUUCCAGUACUCCAACUGCACCCAAGGGAGCCAGCCGUUCCACACCUUCAGCCCCGAGUGGGAACCUCAGGAGGACAGCAGGCUGCUGUGUUCCUCGGUGCAGGCGGCGCUGUUUGAGGAGGAGGAGCAACGGCGCAAGAUGCAGGAGCGCCUGGCCACCGUGGAGCGGAGGAACCGUCAGCUGAAGGAGCGCGUUCGCAAGGUGAAGCGCUCCCUGAGGAACAGCCGCAAGGCCGCGCGCAAGGCCGAGGAGGAGCUGCGGGAGCUGCAGGUGAAGCUGAAGGCUGUCGAGAGGAGAGAGGGGCAUCAUCUCAACGCCAUCACCCAGGAGGAGCCUUCCCCAGGGCGUUACGCAAGCACAGCAAAACGCCAGCGACUGCAACUUUAACUAAAUCCGACCCGCCCUGACCUGCAGCCAGUCUGGACUGAAAACUGGCUGUUGAGAGUGAGAGGCUGCUGGGCAGUCUCCACACAAGGGACAAACAAACAGCACGUGUCAUAUAGUAUCAAAGGAAACACGCCUUUAAAGUAUUAAUCUCCACAGUAAUGUUGUAAAGUAACGUAUCUCGUAUAGCUCUGAGUGCAUGAACACGACACUGACGACGAUUCCUGUUCAUCUGACAAACAGAGCAAGGUCAUUUUCCAUAAAGAUGCUGCAAAGUGCUUUACAGACAGGCAUUCACACUCACAUUCACACCUACAGUCAACGUAGAGUCAUUGUUGUUGAUUGUUUUCAUUUAAAAACAAUCCAGGUGAGCAUUUUAGCUCCAUUUUCACAAGUAAUCCAGGUCAAACGAAAGGUCAGAAAAUCUCGGCCUCAGAUACAAGUGCACAAACUUUAGAGAGGAUUUAAUCCAUAGCCUUUUAAGUCCAAUAUCUAUCUAUUAUUUUCACUACCUUUAGUUAUAAACUUUCUUACGUGUGAGACGGUUCGUUGACGAUGACGUGUAAUUCAAGCGUGGAACAUGAAUGUUUUUGUACAAAUGUUUCAGUUUUGUUUGUUGUUUUGCUUAUAAAAUUUUAAGAUGGAUGAACAACAGUUGUGAAAUUGACAGUGAAUAUUAACAUCUGACACGGGUUCAGUUAAGGUCUACAACACCACAUAUAGAGAGAGUAAAGAAAGGUCAAGGUCAGAGGAGACUCUGUGCUUUUGUGUGUGUGUGUGUGUGUGUGUGUCUGUCUGUCUGGUCCAUCAAGUGACAGGAAUGUGUUUGUGUGGGCAGCAGCAUUGUGAACAGCAGGACGCCGCUGAGAUAUCCCUCUGAUUCUGUCUCAAAAACCCAAAGCGCUGGCGGGAAGCAAAUGUCCAUCGCAUCACAUGACCUUGAAAAAGGGACGACAAAACUAGAGCACGGAGAGACAACACAUCAAGAACUGCAUUCACAUCCUGUCAAACGCCGUCCUCUCUCUGCACAAGGCGAAGCAGACUUUCACGGUGUGUAAGCGAUUAUAGAGGAAAUACUUCACAACCUUUUUCACCCUGUAUCAGCCAAACACGCAGUAUCACUGCACAGAAUCCUUGAUAGAAAUAUAAUAAAUGCCAUUAAAAGAAAA
Molecule: messenger RNA, 2431 nt
Organism: Solea senegalensis (Senegalese sole)
Lineage: Eukaryota; Metazoa; Chordata; Actinopteri; Pleuronectiformes; Soleidae
Gene: ccdc3a
Product: coiled-coil domain containing 3a
Exons: 3
Coding region: 378-1265 (295 amino acids)
Biological process (GO): negative regulation of gene expression
Cellular component (GO): extracellular region
Source: RefSeq, a predicted model, not a curated record